This is a messenger RNA of Brachypodium distachyon (stiff brome), 1193 nucleotides long. RefSeq names its product enoyl-CoA delta isomerase 2, peroxisomal. NCBI's taxonomy places the organism in Eukaryota, Viridiplantae, Streptophyta, Magnoliopsida, Poales, Poaceae. The transcript has 3 exons. The record is from RefSeq and is a predicted model, not a curated record. Bases 94 to 963 code for a protein of 289 amino acids.
GCUAGGUAGUCUAUAAUAAGAGUCUAAGCUACACCUCGAUCGAUCUGGAUCUCCAAAAAUUUAGUCUCAACACAAACAAACACUAACACGGAGAUGGAAAGUACAUUCUGCAGCCUAGAGCCCGCACGCGAUGGCUUCUUCGUCCUCACCAUGUCCAGCGCCGACGGACACCAGUACCUGACCGAGCACGCCGUCGCCGACCUCGUCAAGACCCUCACCAGAGUCCGCGACGACCCCAAGGCGAGAGGCCUCGUCACCACCUGCCAGGCCGGCAACGCCGUCUCGUUCUGCGACGGGAUCAACUACGCUGACGACGACGCCCGCCAGCAGGCGGAGGCGGGAGAUCCUGGGCUAACAUGGCGGGUAGCUACACGACUGGCCACUGCCGUUUCGAGCAGUGUACUGUUUCCAACAGUGUUCCAAGCUGAAAGGAAGGCGGAUCCUGCAGCUGGCAUGGCGGAGGUGAUUCGUCUGCUGAUGGAGCUCCCCAUGCCGACCGUGGCCGCCGUGAGUGGCAACGCCACGUCGCUGGGCGUCGCCCUGGCGCUGGCACACGACAGCUUGGUCAUGUGGGGCCGCGCGGAGCUCCGGCUCCCGGAGACCGAGCUCAGGCGCCGGCCGUUGCCGGACUACGCAGGGAAGCUGCUCCAGGAAAAGCUGCCGUCCUCCGAGCUCCGGAAGCUGCACAUGUCCCGGCCGUGCAUCGGCGACCAGCUCGUCAGCAGCUGCUACUAUGUUCAGAGCGCCAACAAGGACAAGGGGGCGGUGCUUAAUGACGCCCUGCAACUGCUCUACAAGCGGACGGGCGGGAAAGCCGCGGAUAUCGCCAAGGCGAGGCGGACCAAGUGCCCGAAGACCUGCGCCGACCUCGGCAUCACCGGCCCGCAGCAGCUCCCAAGGCCUCCCAUUUCCCAAAGUGCAAAUGCAAAACCAAAUAUGCGUCGCAGCCAGGUAACUAGGUAAUAAAUCGGCGACCACUUCAUUUUGUGGGAAAAGUUUCUUCAGUUUCACCCCAUUGUGAUUGAUUUUCCUCAUGCGGGUUAUGGAAUUUCUUCGUGUAUCACACAUGUAUCCUCGAUUUCAAUUAUCAUGUAAUGAAUAAGUGAGUAAACAUUGUCUACAAAUUCAAGUCAGCAUGCAUAGAAUCGACUUUGAGUUCCUUUUUAUUAUAAUGAUACUUGUAUUUUUCGUUC